ACCUCUUCACCAUCCCUGUCAUCUUCUACAGACACCGGAAAAGCCACCUCUGCCUCCACCUUAGCCCUCCCAACCUACCCCGAAGGCGGCACACGCGCCUGGUUCGUAGUUUUUGGCGCCUGGUGCGGUCUCACCGCCUCAAUCGGCAUCUACAACUCUACCGGUGUAUUCAGCAUCAUCCUCUCUUCUGUGUUGCCCUCUGCAUCGUCUUCUUCCAUCGGUUGGAUUUUUUCGAGUUAUGCAUUUGUGGUUUGGGGUACGGGUGUUUGGGUUGGUCCUUGUUUUGAUGUGUUUGGAUGCAGAGGGUUGAUGGUUGCAGGGAUGGUGUGUACGGUGUGUGGAAUUUUUGGGUUGGGUUUUUGUUCUGAGUAUUAUCAGUUGUUUCUUGCGUUUUCGCUGCUCACGGGAUUGGGAUCGAGUUUAUUGCUUACGCCUAGCAUGGCUUGUGUGGCUCACUGGUUCAACACUCGACGCGGCCUCGCCAGCGGAAUUGCUUGGACGGGCGGUGGAGUCGGCGGGAUCCUGUUUCCUUUGCUCAUCCAAGCAGUACUGCCUAGACUGGGUUGGCAGUGGAGCAUAAGGAUUGUAGGGUUUGUAUUACUCGCCCUCUGCAUCCUCAGUAUCUGUUUCUGUCGCAGCAGACUUGCGCCCCCAAUAACCAAACAAGGAACUUCGGUUUGGAGGGCUACACUACCUGAUUAUCGGAUCUUUGUGGACGGGACGGGUGUUAUGGCUGUAACCACUGCAGGAACACUGUUUACGGAUCUGGCUUAUUUUGUGCCGAUAACGUAUUUACCUGCUUAUUAUCUUGCUCGCCAACAGCAGUCUCAGACUUCCGACAAGAGCGAUGUCACAGGUUUCGGCUAUCAACUCCUGGCCAUCCUGAACGGGUCUUCGUGUCUUGGACGUCUGACUUCUGGGCUCCUGGGCGAUCGUUUUGGACACUACAAUACCAUGAUUGUUUCUCUGCUCUUCUGUUGUAUUUCCGUCCUCUGUUUCUGGAUCCCAGAUAUUUGCUCUCCACACCUCGAUACACCGGCUCUGCUCUACAUCUUUGUUAUUCUCUUUGGCUUUGUGAGUGGCAGCAAUGUUUCGCUCACACCUAUUUGUUUGGGUCAGUUGUGCGGGAUUAACGACUAUGGACGUUAUUAUGCUAGCUGUUAUACUGUUGUCGCGUUUGGAGUGUUGAUUAGUUUGCCUGCUGCGGGUGGGAUCUUGGAUGCCGUGGAGGCGCAGGGGAAAAAACAGUAUUGGGGUGUUGCUAUGUUUACGGGUCUCAGUUAUGUUACUGCUUUGUCUUGCUUUGUUUGGGUAAGAGUCAGAGUCAAGGGGUGGAAUUGGAGGGUAAAGUGG
This is a messenger RNA of Aureobasidium vineae, 1353 nucleotides long. Lineage: Eukaryota; Fungi; Ascomycota; Dothideomycetes; Dothideales; Saccotheciaceae. The record is from the annotation of a GenBank genome assembly.